Messenger RNA from Metarhizium brunneum ARSEF 3297, 408 nucleotides. RefSeq names its product Mitochondrial pyruvate carrier 1 (gene MPC1). Gene Ontology annotation, biological process: pyruvate import into mitochondria. The record is from RefSeq and is a predicted model, not a curated record. Gene Ontology annotation, cellular component: mitochondrial inner membrane. NCBI's taxonomy places the organism in Eukaryota, Fungi, Ascomycota, Sordariomycetes, Hypocreales, Clavicipitaceae.
AUGGCAGCUCUCAUCAAGGCGGCCAACGCAAAGAUCAGGUCCAACCCCGUGUUGGACUACGUCUGCUCAACACACUUCUGGGGUCCCGUGUCAAACUUUGGCAUUCCCGUCGCCGCAGUGCUGGACACGCAAAAGAGUCCCGACCUAAUCUCGGGCCAAAUGACCGGCGCGCUGUGCAUCUACUCGGCCACGUUCAUGCGGUACUCGCUCGCCGUCACGCCCAAGAACUACCUCCUCUUCGCGUGCCACUUCGUCAACGAGUGCGCCCAGCUGACCCAGGGCUACCGAUACCUGUCAUACCACCACUGGGGCGGCAAGGAGAAGACGCAUCUGGAAAAGGGCAUCGAGGCGGCCAAGAAUAAGGUCGAGGGCGUGGAGGACAAGGUGAAGAGCGCAGUGGGCAAAUAA